Molecule: messenger RNA, 1050 nt
Organism: Rosa chinensis
Lineage: Eukaryota; Viridiplantae; Streptophyta; Magnoliopsida; Rosales; Rosaceae
Product: transcription factor WER
Exons: 3
Coding region: 77-895 (272 amino acids)
Biological process (GO): cell differentiation
Cellular component (GO): nucleus
Molecular function (GO): transcription cis-regulatory region binding
Source: RefSeq, a predicted model, not a curated record
CUGACUGUUUCCAGGGAUAGUACGAGUGACAGAGAAAUCAUAGAGACGGUGAGAAAGAGAAAUAAUCUGUCGAGAAAUGGGAAGAAACUCAGGUUUCGAAAAGGAGGGAUUGAAGAAAGGUAUGUGGUCUGCUCGCGAAGACCAGGUUCUCCAGAACUACGUCAAAAAACACGGUCCAGGCAAAUGGGGAAAAACAGCAAGGGAGACUGGUCUGAAGAGAUGUGGGAAGAGUGUGAGACUGAGAUGGUUGAAUUAUCUGAGGCCCGGUAUCAAGAAAGGCAACAUUACAGAAGAUGAAGAAGACCUUAUUAUCAGGAUGCACAAACUCGUAGGCAACAGGUGGUCAUUGAUAGCAGGAAGGAUUCCGGGCCGAACAGACAAUGAAAUAAAAAACUACUGGAACUCCACUCUAAGGAAGAAGCUGGCAGAACAGAAAGAAAAGGAAUCAGAAAUGUCGAGAAACGAGAUGAUCAAGGAGAACUUGCCAUCCCCCGUUGGGGACGAUGGUAAUCAACAUUUAACCAAAUGCGAUGUAGUUGUUGGCGGAGGAGGAGGAUUGAUGUGUUUUGCCAGUAAUGUUAAUGUAGAAGAAGAUCAUCAGCGUCGUUGUCUUGGCGGUACUAGUACUGAUACUACUAUACUGAGUCCCAGAGUGGGAGACGGAACCGGAGGCGGGGCAAACAAUAAUAUCGAACCAGCUGGGGAUGAUCUCAAUUAUAACGCUAUGACCUGGAACGAUUCGAUAAUGGAUUUGAAUGGAGGCCAACUCUACAUGUCGGAAUUCCUCCAAACUGAAUUUUCGAAGUUUUGGGAAGAAACAGAUAGGUUCUUGAAUUUUGAAGUCGGAGGUUGCAGCACCAUUAAUCAUGAGUUGCCAAAUAAUUGGGAUGGCUAAUUAUCUUCCCGGAGCUAUACUACUUUGUCUUUUUGUAUUUUUUUUUGUUUUUUUUUUUUUCAAUCGAAAUUUGAUUCUCGCAUAUAUUAAUUCUUAAUUUGCAUGGCGAGGGCAUUAUAUUAAUAAAAUUGGUCACUUCUAUUCUAUAUCAUGUG